GCCGAUGGGGAGCGUCAUGGUCGAGGGCAUGAGUGAGAAACUGGGAGAGUUCGACGAGGAGCAAAUAGCACUCAGCCCAUAUUGGGCAUGAGGGAGACGAGCAUAUUUAAAGAAUUCCUACGGAGUUGGAGUCUCACGGCGAUGUUUAAUCCGAUCUCGGAGAUGCACUAGCUUCCCCGAACACAGCCAUUUAAGGAAUAGCGCGGGAAAGGUGCCUGCACUACCGGAACUGCCCCUCCACAGCUUUCCGACCCCAUGCUCAACACCAUGUAGGGCGUAACAUAUGGCGUGCUAGGCCGACCUGGCCAGCCUCAUAUAUCUUUUCUUUCUACUCCUAGUACAGUGAAGUCAGUGGUACUCAGACGCCUUCCAAGGACAUGGACUCCGCAGCAGAGAGCGUCAAUCCCGACGCGACGCGGGUAGUAGAUUCCAAAAAAGUCUGGACAACCCUCAUAACAAACACCUCGUACCUCCCGGGCCUCCUGACCCUCGCCUACUCCCUCCGCAAGCACUCCUCGCGCUACCCGCUCAUCGCCCUCUACACCCCUUCCUUCCCCGCCUCAGGCCACGCCGCCCUCGACGCCCGCUCCAUCCCCAAACAACCCAUCCCCUACCUCCUCCCCUCCGCGCCCAAAGACUUCACCAACGACCCGCGCUUCCACGACUGCUGGACCAAACUCGUCCCCUUCUCCCUGACCUCCUACGACCGCGUCGUCCAACUCGACAGCGACAUGCUCGUCCUGCGCAACAUGGACGAGCUAAUGGACCUCGAGCUCGACCCGCCCCAACUAGGAGGCCAGGGGGAUAAAGUCUUCGCCGCCAGCCACGCCUGUACAUGCAACCCGCUCAAGAAACCGCACUACCCCAGGGACUGGAUCCCCGAGAAUUGCGCUUUCACGACGCAGCAUGCGGACCCGGAUGCGGCGCAGAUACGGGGCGCGCCGGCUACCGCGGGCCUCGCGAUGCCGAAUGGUGGCCUGCAGGUCGUGAAUCCCUCGUCGGCGACGUACCAUCUCAUUUCCGAAGCGCUCGCGUCGCCUUCGUCGACGAGUUCGUACGAUUUCGCGGACCAGUCGCUCCUCGGGGAUCUGUUUCACGAGCGCUGGGUCCCGCUGCCUUAUACGUAUAAUGCGCUCAAGACGAUGCGGGAGAAGGGCGUGCACGACGCCAUUUGGAGGGACGACGAGGUCAAGAAUGUGCACUACAUAUUGAGCCCGAAGCCGUGGGACGAGGAGGAGGGCAAGGAGAGUCUCGAGAGCCACAAGUGGUGGUGGAAGUAUAACAGGGAGAGGUUGGAGGAGGAGAAGAAGGCGGGCAUCGAUGAUGGAUUUUGAGGACGAGACAACUCCAAGGACGGAUGGCAGCGGUAGGGAGUCGAGAUUUGUCUUGGAUGGAGAUUAGUAUUAUUAAUCAUGUUCAUGAUAUCGUCUACC
Messenger RNA from Westerdykella ornata, 1433 nucleotides. Its product is annotated as nucleotide-diphospho-sugar transferase. The record is from RefSeq and is a predicted model, not a curated record. Gene Ontology annotation, molecular function: glycosyltransferase activity. The transcript is spliced from 2 exons. The coding region runs from base 378 to 1334 and encodes 318 amino acids. NCBI's taxonomy places the organism in Eukaryota, Fungi, Ascomycota, Dothideomycetes, Pleosporales, Sporormiaceae.